AGCUGGCCAGGGAGCUGGAUUUCUCUGUGGAAGAGAUCAACUUCAUCAGAGUGGAGAACCCCAAUUCCCUGACAGCACAGAGCUUCAUGCUCCUAAAGAAAUGGGUGCACAGGGACGGUAAAAAUGCCACAACGGAUGCUUUAACUGCGGUGCUGACUAAGAUCAAUCGGUUGGAUAUUGUGACUUUGCUGGAAGGGCCCAUAUUUGACUACGGUAACAUUUCAGGCACACGCUGCUUUGCCGAUGAUAACGCAGUAUUCCCGGAUCAGUCCGAUGGAUACCACAAUAUAGAUCUGGAGCUGCAAACCCCCUCAGACCUGAACUACGAGCCCCCCACCCCGCUGCGCUCAGACGACUUCUUUAGCGAGGGCGAUGCUAGCGCAGAAUCCCCUAGCAAGACCACGCUUACUAGACCUAGCGACCUCUCUCUCACUCAGACCACCAGUACCUCCAGCAGCGAGCCCAUCACUGUCGCCCCAGGCCCCACAUCCAAUGCCAUGCAGCCCCCCGUCGUCGGGGCCGAAGACACAGCUUUGACUGCCGGAGAAAGAGCAAAGGAAGAAAAGACAGGGCUGGUUUAUUAUGAGAGGCCGGAUAAUGACAGAAGGGCAGUAUCAGGAAAGGGAACAGACGGGCAUGCUGAGGCUGUAGAGAAGGAACUGAAGGCAGGGCAAGGCGUUGUUUUGGAGCAUCAGGGAGAGACAGCUGCCUCAGAUGCUGGUCAUGGAAAUGGAAAGCACGAAGAAGAAGAAGAGGAGGAGAUGACCCCGGAGAGGCUGCAGAGUCUGCUGGAGGAUAUAAAGCAGGAGGGAGGCUUGGAGGAUGAGGAGAUGACAGAGGAGCGGAUGAACGCUAUCCUCGAACAACUGCAGCAAGCAGAAAAAGACAUGUGUUCAGUUCCAGGCUGGAGAAGUGAGACGUCUGGCGCAAGCGUAGACUCGGCAGCCCCUGGCCAAAGCUCCGGCAUCAAGGAGGGCAGCCCCGACAGUCUGGUUGAUUCGUUGGAGCAGCCCCCGUCUCAGAGUGACAAACAGAACAGAGCUCACAUCGACACAGCCAGGGAAGAAAAGGAAAGUGAGGCCAAGAGGAAGGGAUCUCAGGAGGAAAGCAGCACAGCAGGACCAAGCAGAGGUCAGGAGGAGGGAGGUGACAGGUCCCAGCACAAAGUCCAGGGGAGUGUUAGAGCUGACGAGUCCGGCUCCGAUGGGGAGACCACUGUUACCACCAGGGUGUACCGCAGACGAGUCAUACUCAAGGUUUGUAAGGCCUGGUGUGUGGACAGCUCGAGGCCGAGUGAACUUGCAUAAAGCUUUGAGACAGAGCUCAAGUGUGUGAAGAAGAGCCCGUCAUGGAGAUAGAAAGAUUGUGAACAGAAGUUAUUUGCUGUGCUGGUGUGCAUUUGACAGCCUGUGUGUGUUUUGUAGAGUGAAAGUAGGAGAGUGACGGUUUGUGUGCUGCUUUAGUGUUUGUAAGUAAGACAAAGUGAUAGAGUGUAUCUUGAAGUUGACUUCCACCCAACAGCUUUUUCUUUUGUAUCAAGAACCCCAAAUAACAGCCAGUAUAUUGUCAAAGGGACAUGACAAAGGACAAGGAUAAAAAAGGGACAAAAGUACAGAUGAGCCGAAAGUCAGGCCCAAUAUUAACAAAGAGGGGGAAGGAUGUCUAUGUAAAAGGCAGGUUCAGAAUAAUGGGGUAUUUUAUCAGAGUACACACUGACAGAAAGCAGCGAGAACAAGAAACAAACACAGAAGGGCGGCGGCGGACUCCGGGGUUU
Messenger RNA from Epinephelus lanceolatus (giant grouper), 1774 nucleotides. NCBI's taxonomy places the organism in Eukaryota, Metazoa, Chordata, Actinopteri, Perciformes, Serranidae. The record is from RefSeq and is a predicted model, not a curated record.